This is a messenger RNA of Scophthalmus maximus (turbot), 1861 nucleotides long. RefSeq names its product RWD domain containing 2B (gene rwdd2b). NCBI's taxonomy places the organism in Eukaryota, Metazoa, Chordata, Actinopteri, Pleuronectiformes, Scophthalmidae. The record is from RefSeq and is a predicted model, not a curated record. Gene Ontology annotation, molecular function: protein binding. The transcript has 4 exons. Bases 257 to 1192 code for a protein of 311 amino acids.
GCAGAACCCGCCCGCCCCGGUGUAAUGUGGAGGUCUGGGCAGUGGAUACAUUUGGCUGCUUUACUGUGUCAUCGCGGCUUCUUCCGCGGUCUUCUCGGACCCGACGAAACUUUUCUGCAGGAAGUUCAAUUUGAGUCGCUGCCGAUGACUUCCAAAAAAAACAACAACGUGGCGUGUUGUUCCCCUUUUUUCGGUUUCUCCGUUUGUUGAUUGACACACGUGGCGCGUCGUUCACGUCCUUAUCCUACUCAUUUUAAUGUACCCUAGUUGGGAAGGCCGACGCCCCAUCGACACCAUGUCUCGCCUGGAGUGGGCCGAGGCGCAGCUCGCCGAGCUGGAGCUGCUGACCAGCAUGUUCCCCAGCCGGCGGGAGCUGGAGCUCACGGACCAGCUGGCGGUGGCGCAGCUGAGGGACCGCGCGGAGGGGUCGGCUCCGGCGGAGCGCCCCGCCGCCCUCCGACCCCAGUUUCUCAUCACACAGAGGGUGGAGUCGGCGGGCGCGGCCACGAUCGUCAGUCUUUCCUGCGCUUAUCCGUCUGAAUAUCCCAGUGUGUUACCAGAAAUAACAGUCCGGUGUGCUGGCCUUAGCAGGGCCCAGCAGACGCAGCUCCACACAGCACUCAACACGUACCUUACAGAAAACGGCCAGGGGGAAGUGUGUGUGCUCCUUGCUGUGGACUGGGUGAAAGACAACCUGCAGUUCUUCAUUAAUAAGAGUUUGACAGCAGCACCAGCCCCGAGGAAAGAGCCUUCUCCACGAACGGAGGAAGUGUUCAGCCGACUGUGGAUCUACAGUCACCACAUCUACAACAAGACAAAGAGGAAGAACAUCCUGGAGUGGUCCAAGGAGCUGGGCCUGUCAGGAUUCAGCAUGCCUGGGAAGCCUGGCAUUGUGUGUGUGGAAGGUCCUCAGUCUGCCUGCGAGGAGUUCUGGUCCAGAGUGAAGGUUCUGACGUGGAAGAAGAUCAUGAUUCGACAUAGGGAGGACAUUCCCCUUGAUGGUCAUUGCGAGGACAGCGGGACUGUGGACAGCAUUGAAUCCUUGCGCAAAUUCACAGGCUUUGACGAGGCAAUGUUUGACCCCCAUGGGAACAGAGGCAAUCACAUGGACCUUGGGCAACUUUACCAGUUCUUAAAUGAGAAGGGCUGUUGUGACGUCUUUCAGAUAUAUUUUGGGAUUGAAGGGAGGUAGUGGGCAAACAUAGAUAUGCACAAGAAUGUUUGUUGGGCGUCUUGAAAUCAAAUUAAUUGCUCCUGAGAAUACCAUUCAUUGCUGUUUUAGUUUUUUGUUUGUUGCGUGCAAGCACACAGAUGUAUUGUGAGCUCAUGGUCACAUGAGGCUGAUAACCUGAAAUAAAUUAACCAUCUUUAUUAUAGAAGUUGCUCAGGUGUUACACCAGGGACCUCACUGGAAUAAAAGACAGAAACAACAUGUCUGCAAUUUGAGACAUGCAGUUCUCGCUCUUUGUAGCUAAUGGGUAUAUUUUUCAAAAAGAACCGUUAAAAAGAUGUUUACCUGAGCAUUUUCUCAAGGACCUCAGUUCAAUUUGCAAUUUUAAUACUCCUGCAUGUGCCACAGAUCACAUCUUGCCCUAGGUGUUUCUUCCCUCAAAUCACACCACUGUGUAUCACUAGCAUGGAAUUAUGGGAUUUUCAGGUCUGAUACCACAUUAAUAAUUGGACAACAUAGUCAACAAUAUGUUAGAUAUCUGUUUAUUAAAUCUGUUGGUUCUCUUCUUAUGAAUUAUAGAUAACAUAACUGUGAAAAGUCUCCCAUUUUCUUGGAAAGAUUAUCUGCUUGAUGAAUUGUUCAUAAUUGUGGAUUAUACUCAAGAAAUUAAAAAAAUCUGGUUGACGUGAA